CCACAUGUCAUUACGUUGUGGCGGGCUUCCUGUUGAGUUCAGGCGCUGCUUUCUUUCAGCUCUUCAAUUUAUUUUGUUUCGUCUAACCAAGAAACUGUUUAGUAGAUGUCAAAGUCUUUCAUUUUAUAGCGCACGUCGUUCCUGCUCGAAUAUUCAAACAUAGGAGGCUCAGGUCGAGCGUCCGAAUUCUGUUACGGUGCUGAAAGAAAUGGUGUUGAUUUGAGGUGUCCUGUAGCAGAAUUUGACAACGACCCUGCACUGUCAAACAAAUGGCAGAGAGUUUUUACAAAUUACAAGAUGAACCCCUUCCUAGCUUCCUCAUCCAUUCUUUGGACAACACCAAUGGCCGUUCUACCCUUGGCAAUGUAACACUGGGUUCAGGCCCAGGACUGCCGGUGGCUGCUUCUACAGUGGCUAAAAUUAGACCUCUGUCUGAGAACAGAAACUGUGUUGAUGUGUCAUAUCUGGAGGAAAAGGAGCAGCAGCAUGCAAACUCCCAAUCAUCUGAAGACAAGCAGGCCAAGUUUGCACUCAGCUUCAAAGACGACCUGGACAAUGCAGAUGACUUCAUUGCAGCACAUCGUUUAUCAGAAAUGCUGAUUAAGAUUAACAUGGAUGAAAGUGCAUUCAGAAACCAUGGGUCCCCACUGGGUCGUCUUCCAAGUCAGAUGUGUUCAAUGCAGGGCAGGCAUACAGAACAUUCUACAGGUCUAACAUUUUCUCAGUUUGGACACAAGGAUCAUAUGGAAAAAAAGGUCUCAACCCUGCAAGCUACUGGUGAGACCAAUAUUGUGCCAAGUGAAGCAGUGGACCGUGACCAUUUUAGUGUCAAUUCCAGUUUUUUGGAAAAUGAAAAGCUCAUGUCUGUGGACAGCAUGACCAGUGACAUUACAGAUGAUGAAAUUGAUUUGAACAACUUGGCUGAUGAUGAGUUGGAGCUGUACUUCAGAAAACUGGUGCCUUCUGCAAUGCAGAGGGGAACAGUGAAGGGCCAAGAACUCCCUGCCACAGUGCUUCCUCUGACAUCUAAUGACCGAUCCAAUUCAAGUUCCAUAGAUCCUGAACAGUAUGGACACCAGAUCAUUGGUGACUAUAAUCAGGACAAUUUGCAGAUUUCUGUUGUGCGUUUGGCAGCUACAGGUAUGGACUCCUGUCCAGCGAGUGACGAAGACACCGAGGAUGAGCUUGAGUCUGCCAGCCACAUGAGCAAUUCCACCAGAAACAAGCCAUUAUCAAGCUCCAGACAGUUGGUUGGUGAAAGUAAUCGUCCCAGUUUCAGGCCAGGUUUAGAAGGCGGAAGUUCUGAUGACGAGUGGUCAGGUUGCCUAGGCAGUCGAUCUCUUUCUGGAAUUGAACACAGACCAUCUGCCGAGGGACGAGUUGUUAACCCACCAGUCACAGGGGAUGGAGGAGGUGGAGAUGGGAGCAGUGGGAGUGAAGAAACUGGAAAUCAUAGGGGUGUUUCACAAAUCCCCGUUCCAACAACAAAUGUCCCAACCACCGAUGAUGUGCUGCGUGGGCUGGGGAUUGUGGGGAGCAGUACUGUUGGUGAAGAUGGAGACGUUGGUCCUUGCAGCAAUCUCGCAGGACAUGGAAGGAACAACUUUUGUACACAUGCAGAGGUGGGUGACCGUGUGGGCCCUGUUGGAAACGGUGAAGGCAGUACCUCAAAAACUUCAUCAUGGGGAAAUCAUGCAGUCUCACCUGUGAACUGGAGCAUGAUUAUGGACAGACAGGAGGCACUGGAUGCCAUGGAAAACACUGAGUUAGGGAUGACAUCUGAGCGAGCUGACUCUGCUUAUGUGAAAAGUGAAACUGGACUCAGGAGAUCCUUGCAAGAAAAACUUCACAUUAUCCAGAACAAUAUCCCCAACUCAAAGGUGCUGCCUUCGUCAAACUUGAGAGGAGGGCCGUGUGGUAACACAUCUGCAGCUGAGGCAUCCGAUAUUAUCAGUGAGGAAGAUAAUGAUUACCUUUCUACCUCCCUGGAGCCAAAAUAUUUCUGUCAAGGAAUGGCAGAGGAGCAAGAUCAUGAAUCUAACUUCUGUCCAGACAUCCUGCAAUUGGAGUUUGAGAAAGGUCCAAAUGUCCCUCAUAGUGUUGUGUACCAGAAUGAAGAAGGGGAGUGGGUAACAGAUCUAGCCUAUUACACCUCCUUUGAGAAGGAAGUUAAGAAGUCAUCACAAAACGAUGAAUUUCAAACUGAGGACUUUGUUUCCGCCGGUGAUGCUUUAGAAAAGAUAGUCAAAGAUCAAGAGGAGUUUGAAAAGGAGCACCAAUUCAUGCAGGAGGAGGAGAUUGUACCAGAUAGCAGCAACAGUCCCUUUCCAAAUGACUCUUGGAAAGCUGGUACUAGCAGCCACAUCUUGAUGAGAGCCUCUCAAGUUUCCUCUGAGUUUAAUCCUGGGGACCAAAGCUACUUGCGGCUCUCAUUAGGGCAGUUUUUUCAACAACGUUCUGAAGCCCUGGGCUGUCUUGGCAGUGGUAAUAACAUGGAUGGGAUUAAACGGCCAUCUUUUGGAUAUAUUAUAACUUCUCCAGAGAAGAGGGAACCAUUUGCACUAAUUCAGCCCUCUGACUCCCCAAAUGAGGAGAGCUUUCUUCACAGUGACUCAAUGGAAGUCAGUGAAACUGAUAAAACACUAAGUCCUGAUGAUUUGGACAAAACCUUUGUGGUCUCUGGUGAAAGGGUCUCACCAAAAGGGAACACAGAGCCUGGCAUUUGUGAACAGAUGGAAUAUAAUGCUCUUGAAACUCUUCUUGACUGCAACAAAGGCCCUGGCUCUGCGUCAAAUAUGAGGAAUCAGAGCUGUGUGUCACCCCACAAUAAUAGUAGCAAUCUUAUGCUGAGUAUCAGUACAAUUGCAUCAGCCAUUGCGGAUGCAUCCAUCAGUACUGACCCAUCGCAGCUGGCUGCUAUGAUCAUGGAGCUCUCCAAGAAAAGUAGGGCGAGGAGUUGGACAGAGCCCCCUCAACCUAGAGGGCCUGAGAAAUUUGGAGUGGAACCUCGUCCAGAUGAACAUUGCAACCCAGAUGAAGACCAGAAUGGCCUGCCGGUCACAGUCCAAAGUACCACCUGUGUUGAAGACUACAGUGCCUUCGACAUUGAAAAAUACUUGAAGAUUGACAUGUCUGGCUGCAGUGACACAUCAGUAGCUCAUAAUACCUUUGACCUCACUGGCUGGACUGCCAACAUCAACCGAUUGCAGAAGAAACAGACUGGAUAUAUUGAAGAACAAAGUUUAGAUAAACAAAUAAACAAUGAAACAGGUGCAAUAAGAGAGGAGAAAAUUCGAAGAGUAGAGCCAGGAAAGACUACCUCUUUCAAAAUAUCUUCUGAUGAUAAGGAUGAUUUUAAAAGAAGUUCAAUUCCUUCUCCUCAUUUAUCAGUCAGCUCUGGCAGUUCUUUGGACUCGAGGAAUUCUUCCAUGCCCAGUGUCCCAGUAGAGAGAAAUGUUGCCUGUGACAACUCUGAUUGUAAGACUACAGAGAGUAGUAUUUUCUCAACAAGCACAUCAUCAGUUUUUGGAACAAACCUGGAAGAAUUGAAUCCACAAAUAUCCCGUGAUGAUUGCUCCUCAAGGACAUAUCAUAGCGGUCAUAUGGGCACUUCUUCCUCUCCAGGGUCAAAGAAGCAUCAGUUACAUUUUAUGUGUCCCAAUGGUUCCUCUGCUCCAACACAGAAAAUGAGUAGCAUUGUCCAGCAGCAGGUUAUACAGAGUAACUCUCCAGGAAAGAAAAGCCCAACCAAAUUUCUUAUGGCUGUUCCUCUGUCUCAAUGCUCUGUGGAAGAACAUCUUGGUUUCUCCUUUCAAAACACUCAGCCCUCAGGCGACUGUGCCUCUGAAUUGCCCGCAGAACCAUGUGUGGAGGAGACUCGCUGCGACUUCAGGCCCUCCACAUCACCUCUAACUCACUCAUCUCCAAGUCAAACUUGCCCAUGUGAUGCUAAUAGUGGGUCUCCGGCAGCUAGUGGCAUUCUGGCUGGAAAAUGCCCAGCUCCUGACCUCUCUCCUCAGUCUAACUGCUCCAGCCCCAGUCUAAGCAGGCUGACAUACAUCUCAAUGAAUGACGCCACUGUUGUACCGACACCUGGAAGGCAAAAGAGUGACUGUACAAUGGCGCUUAGCACUACAAUCAUCAGAUUCAGUCCAACUCCCCCUGUGGAACAAGGGCCGCACUCCAAUGAGAAUACAUGCAGCCAUUCCAAAAGCCUUGAUAAAGUACAGCCAAAGCACUCUAAAAGUCUGGAACAGCUACCAGCACAACAGAGUAAAAACCAAGAGACCACAGGUGAUGGCUCUAAUCUGGCCUGUGCCCGCAGCCAGCGUGAAUGUAGUUUUGCUGGUGAUAAAAUUGAUAGUCUUUCAGCAAACUCCAGGAACUGUAACAACAAAGCUGAGUCUGGUGCAAAGCAGCUCACAAAGUUUGAUUUGGGCUAUAUCAGUAAUUCACACAUUCCACAAACUGUCUCAACAGCAGCUCCUCAUACAUCUGAACAGUGGGCAGCUGCCAGCUCUGUCCCAUCAUUAUUUUCUGGUGAGCUUGGCAUACCUCAAUCUUACUUAUCAGGGGGAAUACACUAUAGGCCGAUCAAAUUUAAGUCUCCGCAUCCUGGCUUGAUUGACGUCCCGCACCAAGGAGAUAUGCAGUCAGUCUUGGCUCGCCCCCUUGUUGACUCCCAACUCGCCCAUCAGAUUUUUGGACCUAAUGCUCCAUUAAAUCCUAGCAUCUAUCCGGUGGGAGCAACUGGAACCGGUCUCUACAGUGUGUCUUCUUCAGAUGUGGCCAAUGAUGACUCAAGAGUAAGGCACAUCCAUCCAAUAGCACAACCUUUGGGGAUAGCUAGUUCUGUCUCUGAUCACCUUUCAAGAUCCACUCAGAGCCAUCAGGACAUGGCUGUGCUUGCAAAACUCUACAACCAAUAUGGUGAUGAAUCAAUGGUGAUAAGUUCUCUUGAUGAGCUGAGAGUUCAAGUUGUGGUACCUGAGGAGCUGCAGUUUCCUCAUGCCUGUUGUGUGGGAAUUGCUUCACAGACCUCCCUAAGCAUCUUCAAUCCCUCUGAGAGAUGGCAACAAGUGUCAAUAACAGUUACAAGUUUGUCCAUUGAUGGAGAAAAGGUGGUUAAUUUGCCUUACCAAUGGCUGAUCGUUAAGAGCAAGACGGUCAUUGGCCCCAAAAGUGCAGAAGAACAGAAGGUGUUGUUCAUUCCUCCGAAGGCUGGUGUUUACCAGUGUGUCCUCAGUGUUUGUUCUUGGCCUACACCUACCAACAGAGAAGUGGCCGACAGGGCCAAUAUUUUUGCCAGAAAGGUGAUGCUGGUUGCCAUUGCGGAAAAUCCUUCAGUGGAGGUUGAAGUAGGUAAUUCUGGAUGCUUGGAUUUUGGAGAUAUGCCAGGGGGCAGUUCCAAAUCCCUUCUUCUCAAAAUUCUUAAUACGACCCGAGCCACAGUACCCAUCAGACUAGUCAUCAGUGCUAAGGCCAACGCAUGGCGUUGCUUCACGUUGUCCAAACAGCAAGUUUCCGUAACAUCGGAGGCCACACAAUCAGCAGGUCAAAUGCCCCCACCGUUGGUAACUUCUAUGGUGAAUCAUGUGAUGCAUUCCAGCUACGGAGAGAAUCCCGAGUGUUUUAUGGUUUGGGUUAACUUCAAGGCCCUGCAAAAAUACGCAACCUCUUCAGAGGAUUUGGGUCCGGCUGAAGAGUACAGUGCUCGCAUAGACAUAGAAGUCGACUCUCCUGGUGCCAGCCAUGUUAUCAAAAGUGUUCCCAUCAGAGCUAGGUCUGGAACCGUGAGAGUCCAUGCUCCAAAGGAUCUCCAGACUGUCUGCCUUCGUGUUCCAGUGGCUAAAUCUUGUCAAGCAACACUACCGUUAAAGAAUGCAGGAAAUAUUGAUGUGUGGAUGAAACUCAAGUGCAAUGGUGCUGAAGACUGUUUCUCAGUGACACCUGAUGAACUGUUCCUCACAGUGGGAGAGGAGCAAAGCAUAGUGGUUUCAUUUAAGGCGCAGGAUUCCAAGAAAUCCAAAGCAAGCCUUCUUACUAUCUUGGUGCUGCCGUCAGGCCCCCAGUAUGAAGUAAAACUGAAUGGAGAGGUUGUCUCAGAAGAGUCUGUCACCUGCGCUGCUCCUGUCCUUGGUUCUUGUCUGGGCAGUGAUGUUCCGCCGAUUCUAUCUAACAAGCAGUUUGUGGCCUGGGGAGGUGUCUCCUUGGGGCGAGCAGUUCAGCAGAAGCUGGUUCUAAGAAACAAUUCAUCCAAUGCAACUCAGCAGCUUCGGUUACUCAUUCGUGGUCAAGACCAGGACUGUUUUCAGCUGCAGAGUUUGUUCAGUCCAGCGGAGCGUUUGACCCGGCACAGAGAGCUGUCCAUUCGCCCACAAGAGGACGUGACUGUCCACCUGCUAUUUGCGCCGACAAGGGUUGCGUGCAUGUUAGCCAAGUUGGAGAUCAAACAGUCUGCAGUCCGGCCAUCACAACCAGGGGUCAAAUUCACUAUUCCCCUCUCAGGCUACGGUGGCACCAGCAAUAUAAUUAUGGAGGACCAGCGAAAGCAGGCGGAUGGUUAUGUGGUGAUAGUGUCAGACAUUGCCAUUAAUCAUGUUAGCAAGUUAUGCCUGUGUGUAAGAAACACUGGUUCCAGAGCGGCUUUCAUUAAAGCUGUAGCCUUCUCGGAUGUAAUGACUCAGUCAGUUAUGGAGCCUUUUAUCAUCAGCUUAGCACCAUCACAGUUUGUUCUCAAAGAAAGGACACAAGAGGCAAUCACAGUGCUCAUCAAGUCUACCCAUAGAGAGCUAACUCUGUGUCAAUCAGAGAGACCUCUGCUGGCUACUAUUGUUCUGUUUUGUGGAGAUGAGGUCUCGCGGCAGCAGUACAGGAGACUUCUUCAAACCAAACCAGAUGCUGGGCAGAAAGUUCUUGCUGAAAACAGUUUGCUGAAAAUCAUUGAUUUCAAUGACAAGUUCCCAGGAGAGGAGCUUGUUGCAGAGCCUUUUGACCUCCCUCAGCGACCAAAUGAGGCCUACAUUUUCUACGGACACAUCAAUAAAAUGGCAGUGUCAUUAUUAGGAAGCACAUACAGCAAGAAGUAUGAGCAGAGCAACAGUCCUGAGAUGAUGCUGACCUCGAAUAUAAAAGAAUUGCCAAAAGAAAGUGGCGUUGUAAAUGGUAAUGUUUCUUUGGACGUGCUGCCAGUAAAGGGUCCCCAAGGUCCGGGAAUUAGAGUGACAGGGUCCUCCUUGAAGAUCUCAAAUCCAGAACCUCGACAGUCUGAAUCAUGGACUGUCCAUCCAGAACAGCUUGUCCUCGCAGCUCCAACAAUGAAUGCUGUAGCUUGCACAAAUCAGAUUCAGAUCAAGAACAAUACCUCCAGAGAGAUGAGCUUUGAUUUAUCCUGGCCUGCUCAUUACCUGACCAUUACUCCUCAGCAUGGAGUCAUUGAGCCACAGUGCCACCUACAGAUUUUGAUCAGCGCCAACCCUUCCUUCGCAAGCAAGUCUGACAUGCUAUCAUGGAAUGGGACAGUAUAUGUACUAUGUGAUGGUCAACAGAAGCCAAUCAAGGUCCAGAUACGUCAAGAUCUGGUGCUGGAUGUUUCUGCUGCCCAAGGAGAUGCGACUCUGUCAGAACUGCCCCCCCAGCCCGCUACCCCUGUGUUGCCUGUGGCCAGAACCACGUCAAAGUCCACGCUGUCUUUGACACCACUGCAGUUACCUCAAGCUCUGGUCGAGAUCGCUAACAAAAAUAUAAUCUUCCCCGACACACCCUCAGGAGAAACAUCAGAGACACAUUUGGAGGUGGAGAAUGGAAAAAUUGAUGUUAGGUGGUACAUAUCAUCAUUUGCUCCUCCCUACGUUAAGGGUGUUGAUAACAGUUGUGAUGUAUACCGGGCCACCUACACAGCUUUCAGGUGUUCUCACAUCUCAGGCACUUUGGGAGCCCAUGAGAAGAUUCAGGUGCCCAUUACAUUCCUGCCAAGGGACCGAGGCGACUAUGCUCAAUUUUGGGAUUUGGCGUGCCACCCUUUGUCUGACCCCUUGCAGAAAUGUAGAAUCCGCUUUCAACUAUGUGGCAUGGGGAUCAAUUCUGGACCAAAUGAAGGCCCUCAGGAAGGAGAUUGCUCUUUGGUAAAAACAGAGACCACAAUUAAGACAAGGAAGAAAGCUGAAACUUCCACUGGCAAAACCAGUGUCAACCAGGAAGAAGCAGUAUGGAGGGGUGUUUAUACGCCUCAGGAUCUUUACACUUUCCCUGAUGCACGUAUUGGCGAGUUCAGCUCUCUAAAGGUCAACAUCCGCAACAACUCACCCAACACACAUGAGCUGAGGUUUGUAAACCCUAGGGAGCCCUUCUACAUCAAGCAUUCCAAAUAUUCCCUGAGAUCGCAGCAUUAUCUGAAACUGCCUGUUCAGUUCAAGCCGAGCACUGCAGGCAUACACGCUGGCUUGCUGCUCAUCCAGUCAGAAACAAAUGGAAGUCUGGUUGUGCAGCUGACUGGUGAGGCACUGCCAUGACUCAUCAGCUACCAGCCACCUCGUGCGAAUGGACUGUGGCUUUUUUUGGGCAUUCCUGUUGGUUGUAAAUCCUCACUCAUGGUUGUACUCUAAUAAGCUAGAGUAAGAUUUGAGAUGAAUAGAAGGUGAGAAUUAUUAACUCUGACUUUUCAGAUGAGAAAACCUGCAUCUAAAAAAAAUCUGCAGGCAACUUUUUUUUUUUUAAAGUUAGUGUGCAACAUUUAUAUUUCAGACUAUUGAACAAUUGAUUUUUUUUUACAUUUGGACUAAAUAAACUAGUUUUACUUUUUUCUGUUCUGCCAUAACUGCCAUGUCACAAGAUGAUUUUGUUGCCACAAUUGAAGCUUUCAUUGAAAUACAUACAGGAUAUAAAUUGU
This is a messenger RNA of Syngnathoides biaculeatus (alligator pipefish), 8887 nucleotides long. RefSeq names its product centrosomal protein 192 (gene cep192). Gene Ontology annotation, molecular function: protein kinase binding. Lineage: Eukaryota; Metazoa; Chordata; Actinopteri; Syngnathiformes; Syngnathidae. Bases 270 to 8510 code for a protein of 2746 amino acids. The record is from RefSeq and is a predicted model, not a curated record. The transcript has 52 exons. Gene Ontology annotation, biological process: centriole replication; centrosome duplication; mitotic spindle assembly. Gene Ontology annotation, cellular component: centriole; cytoplasm; pericentriolar material.